GAGGGUAGCCCCGCCUCCUGUCCGUCACACUCCUGGACUCGCCGCCGCCUGCGCAGAAGCCCCCGAGGUCGACUCCGCUUCGUUCCUCUAGGUGCCGGGUCGCCGCGCACUUCCGACCAUGCCGCGUGGAAGCCGAAGCCGCACCUCCCGCGUGGCCCCUCCGGCCAGCCGGGCACCACAGAUGAGAGCUGCACCCAGGCCAGCACCAGCCGCUCAGCCACCAGCUGCAGCUCCACCAUCUGCUGUUGCUUCACCAGCUGCAGCUCCCCGGCAGCCUGGUCUCAUGGCCCAAAUGGCAAGCACUGCAGCCGGUGUGGCUGUCGGUUCUGCUGUUGGCCACACUAUUGGUCAUGCCAUCACGGGGGGCUUCAGUGGAGGAAGUAAUGCUGAGCCCGCAAGGCCUGAUAUCACUUACCAGGAACCUCAGGGAACUCAGCCAGCUUACCAGCAGCAGCAGCAGCAGCAGCAGUUUGGGCCCUGCCACUAUGAAAUGAAACAGUUUUUGGAGUGUGCCCAGAACCAGGGUGACCUUAAGCUUUGUGAGGGUUUCAGUGAGGUGUUGAAACAAUGUAGAUUUGCAAAUGGAUUAGCCUAAUCAAGAAGAUGAAGACAUGGAAAAUCACCUCUCAUGACCAAGUUAAUUCAGCAUAAAAAUAUGAUUAGUAGUGAAAUGCAAAGAGUAAAACUACCAGUGAAUCUAUUCUCAACAGUGUCCUUGCUUCUCAUUCAUUUGCAUGGAAGAGAUUAUUAUGUAACUCACGUCCUGGUUCAUUGAGAUGAUACUGAAUUUGGAGCUAAACAGAUGUUUGUGUGGCUUCCUUAGACCAGCUUUUGUAAUGUUACAAUGUACUGAUUAGAAUAAAGUGAUUUUCUUCCAGAA
Messenger RNA from Suncus etruscus (white-toothed pygmy shrew), 880 nucleotides. It is a transcript of the gene CHCHD2, whose product is annotated as coiled-coil-helix-coiled-coil-helix domain containing 2. The record is from RefSeq and is a predicted model, not a curated record. Gene Ontology annotation, biological process: mitochondrion organization; positive regulation of transcription by RNA polymerase II. Gene Ontology annotation, cellular component: nucleus; mitochondrion. The coding region runs from base 119 to 595 and encodes 158 amino acids. The transcript is spliced from 4 exons. Gene Ontology annotation, molecular function: sequence-specific DNA binding. NCBI's taxonomy places the organism in Eukaryota, Metazoa, Chordata, Mammalia, Eulipotyphla, Soricidae.